Molecule: messenger RNA, 1353 nt
Organism: Chironomus riparius
Lineage: Eukaryota; Metazoa; Arthropoda; Insecta; Diptera; Chironomidae
Source: the annotation of a GenBank genome assembly
CGAUGCUGCCGUUUUACCUGUGCGAAAAAAAAAGCCAGUUUCUUGUCCCCAUGCUAAUAUCUGAAUCGAUACAUUUAUAACAGCAAAACAGUGGAAGGAUUUUUGUCAGUUGUUUGUUGAAUUUCAAACGAAUAGCAUCGAGUGUUGGAAGUUAAAGUGACAAAAGUAAUUGAGAUAAAGGAGUUGGAGCUUCUUUAAAUUUUAGUGGAUUUUAUUUAAAGUUUUAAAAAAAUCCUUAGAAAAAUAACAAAGAAAAGAAAACUUAAAGUGCAAAAAUAAAAGUGUUAAUUAAUAUAAAAUGAAAUUAGAAAUUUUCAUAUUCCUGAUAGGAACAUUGCUGCAUUAUAGUAGCGCACAGCUUGAAGGACAGUAUUUCCCAGAUGAAAGUGGACAGUAUAGACCCGAUAAUUCAGGACAAUAUAUACCAGAUAAUUCAGGACAAUAUUUAGGUCCACCACCACAACCAUACCAAUAUGAUGAUCGAGGUCGAUGGAUUCCAGAUAACCGUGGAAUUUAUAUGCACAUAGAAGGACCAUCAAAUAAUAAAAUUGUCCCACCACUACCUUAUGUUCAUGUAACUGGACCUGAUGGACCAUCUGGAGGAUUUGGAGGAGAAGGAGGAGUAGGUGGAUUUGGACCAAAUGGACCAAAUGGACCUAAUGGACCACCCGGACCUCCUGGACCACCUGGACCUCCUGGACCACCUGGACCUCAAGGACCAACUAGACCAGGACCUCCAGGUCCACCAGGCCCACCAGGACCACCAGGACCAACUAGACCCGGACCUCCAGGACCCCCAGGACCACCUGGACCAUCAAGACCAGGACCUCCAGGCCCACCUGGACCACCGGGACCAACAAGACCAGGACCACCAGGACCACCGGGGCCUUCAAGACCAGGGCCAAAUAGACCAGGACCCCCUGGACCACCUGGACCAGCACCAAGACCCCCAACCCGACCAACACCAGGAGUUACAGUCAAAGAUAACGAACGAGAAUACUUGCCACCACAACCACCAACAUCAACGCCAGGACCUCUCUACCUUCCACCCGGCAAAUGAGGGAAAAACUUAAUUUUAAUCAGCUUCAAGCUCUCACGCGUGUUCUCAUAUCUCUUGAAAAUUAUUAAUUUUAUUAUAUUAUUUUUCGUUUUUGAUUUCAAAAGUGAAUUUUCGACGACAAACAAGAGCAAUCAAAAGGAAAUUGAACGAAAUGAAUGUACAAUUUUUUUUCAUUCUAUUUUUUUAUUUGUAUAUUAAAGAAGAAGAAAAAAAACAUCGGAAUAUUAUAAAAAAAAUAUUAUAGUUUAUGUCAUUGAUCGAUAAGUUAAAAAUAAUAAAGAAAAAUAUUUAAA